This is a messenger RNA of Ectocarpus siliculosus, 4429 nucleotides long. The record is from the annotation of a GenBank genome assembly. Lineage: Eukaryota; Phaeophyceae; Ectocarpales; Ectocarpaceae.
AUGGGGGGUGGGCUCGUCGCAGGGGCGGGGCAGAGCCCGGCGUUGAUGCGCAACGGGAGCAUGUCCUCCAGCGCCGGGGGGGGGAUGGGUAUGGGAAGCGUUGGCAUCGGCGGCAGCAUGACGGCUACCGCUAGCGGUAGCGGCGGCGGUGCUGCCGCUGCCGGCGGUGGGAGCGGUGGCGGUGGCGGUGGCGGUGGCGGUGGGGGGCGCGAUGGUGGGAGCUCCGGGCGUGGGGGACAGCAGCGAAGGAGGAACGCUGAGUUUACUCCGGAAGAUCGUAAGGCCGCCCUCCGGCAGCAGCAGCAGCGGCUGUUGCUGCUGCGACACGCGAGCAAGUGCCCUGCGGAGGGGGAGCAAUGCAAGGUUACGCCGCACUGCCAGGCGAUGAAGCGUUUGUGGAAGCACAUCGCCGAGUGCAAGAACCAGCAGUGCCCGGACCUCAAGUGUGCCGUGUGCGCUCCCGUGCGCGAGGUCAUUGCCAAGUCACACCAGCGCCAGAUGGUGACUCAGGAGGCGAGGAACCGAGUAGCCGGGUCGGGGCAGCCCGGUGCGGGGGGGGUCUCCGGACAGCAGCUUGUUCCCGGCAGUAGUGGUCACAUGGUGGGGCCCAAUGGGGUGGCGGGUGGGUCGGGCGGAGGCAACUUCUCGAACCCACGCGAUUUGACGCUGGCGCAGAGGCAGCAGCAGCAGCAGCAGCUGGAGACGCAGCGGGGUUUGAUCACCUCCCAGCAGGCGGCCCAGGCGCGCCAGCAGCAGCAAAAUCAACUCAUGUCCGGACAGCAGGCGCCCGGGUUGCAUCAGUCGGGAUCGAUUGACCAGUUUAAUAAUGCGCACGGAGGAGGCGACACCGGUAGGGGUGGGGCACGCAGCAGCUCUAAGUCGUCCGCGUCUAACGGGAAGCGAUCGUCGAGUCUGAUCGGCGCGCCGGGCACCAUCGGCACCGCGUCGGCAAGCGGCGGCGGUGGUGGCGCGGGGAGCAGCAGCAACGGCAUGAUGGUGGACCCGAAUGCCGUCGUUCCGGCGAAUAACUCGAGGGCGGCGCGGUCGGUCGCGCAUCAGCAGGGCGCGUACCCCGCGGGGUCUGCGGGGCAGCCGGUUCGGACUGUUCAGCAGGCUCGAGCCACGCCCGGCAAGAUGCUCUCCCCCGAGGACUGCACUUCUCUCAUCGAAGCGUUUACGGAGGAUCAGAUCCUGAACCACGUCAAGUCCCUCGACACGGGCAUGCAUGUUAGCCAGGAGCGUAUCCAGGCGGCAGCGGGGGCUGUCCUGACGAAGCUGAGGGACUCUCAGUUCGGUUGGGUUUUCAACGACCCGGUGGACCCGGUCCACCUCAACCUGCCGGACUACUUCGAGAUCAUCACGCACCCGAUGGACCUCGGGACUGUGGCGCGCAAACUGGCGAAGGAGGGCGCGGGCGGGUACCUGGAGCACGAGGAGUUCGCCGCAGACGUGCAGCUGGUGUUCGACAACGCCAUGAAGUACAACGGGCCGGAGAGCGAGGUGUACCCUGUGGCGGAGCGCAUGAAGAAGGAAUUCAACAAGGAUUGGGCGCUGGCGUUGAAGCGUAUGGAGGCGGAAGAGAACGGCCGCAAGGAGAGGGGCGAGACCUGCAACCUGUGCGGCUACUCCGCCAAGACGUUCGAGCCCAUGACGUACUACUGCAACGGGGCUCAGUGCAACGGGAAGCGCAUCGGGAGGGGGCGGUACUUCUACCACGCCACGGGCUCCAACCAGUGGCACUGGUGUUCCAGUUGCUACAACGACCUUAAGGACGGGGAGAUCAUCGCGCUAGCCGAGACGGCGGUGCGAAAGGCGGACCUGAAGAGGAAGAAGAACGACGAGCAGGCGGAGGUUGGGGAUGUGGACAACGCAAGCAAGCUCUCUUGGAGUUUCACGGGGGUUUGCACCUGCGAGCGUUCACGGCGGGGUACGAGGGCCGGCAACAUCGCUCCGACGGCUCACAAGUUGGGCGGCAAGGACCUCCCGCACGGGCCCCUGAGCGCGUACGUGGAGGCGCAGGUGAAGAAGCGGCUCGAUGCGGCCUACGAGGCAGAGGCGAAGGAGAGAGGGGUCCCCGUGGACCAGGUGACGAAGGCGAAUACCCUGUACAUCCGCGAGGUGUCGGUGAUGGACACGGUCCACCUCGUCAAGCCGGGUUUCCACCGGCGUUACGGCCCUGCGGGGGAGUACCCGGCAGACUUCCCGGUCCGAAGCAAGUGCAUCGUGCUGUUCCAGGAGCUGGACGGCGUGGACGUGCUCCUGUUCGGGAUGUACGUGUACGAGUACGGCCACACGUGCCCAGCGCCGAACCAGCGAAGGGUGUACAUCAGCUACCUGGACUCGGUUCACUACUUCCGCCCGAGGAACUAUCGAACCAUGGUGUAUCACGAGAUCCUGAUCGCCUACCUGGAGGAGGUGAAGACAAGAGGCUUCCACACGGCGCACAUCUGGGCGUGCCCCCCUGCCAAGGGGGACGACUACAUCCUCUACUGCCACCCCCCGGAGCAGCAGACUCCCAAGGAUGACCGCCUGCAGCAAUGGUACGUCACGAUGCUUGAGGAGGCGAAAAAGAGGGGCAUCGUGGAGGGAUUGACCAACCUCUUCGACGAGUACUGGUCAAACCCAGAAACCGCGGACGCACGCCAGCUGCCAUACCUCGAGGGGGACUAUUGGAUAGGGGAGGCGGAGAACAUCAUCAAGGACCUCCCGGAGGGCACCCCCCUGAUUUGCAAGCCGAAGGUGGAGGCAAAGGCCGAUGGCUCCGCCGCAGCAGCGCCGCCGGACUCGGCCGGCGGCACCGCGGCCGCAGACGGGGCGGGGGCGGCAGCAGGGAGUGGCGCAGCUCCAGCAACGGCAGGGGCUGCCGGUGACGGCGAGGCUUUGGUGAAGGUCGAGGACAGCGCUGCUAAGGCGGAGGGUGGUGGUGGUGGGGAUGGCGGAGGGCGAGGGGGGGAGGGUAACGGGGCAGAGGCGAAGAAGGUGGAGGGGGGGGAAGGGAAGGAGGAGGAGGAGAAGGAGGAGAAGUCGCCCGGGAAGAAGGGCAAGCGAAAGGCGGGAGACGGUGUGAAGAAGAAGGCGAAGAAGGCGAGAACAUCCAAGUCCGGUGGCGGAAGCAAGAAGCGAGGGGUUAAGCCGGAGGAAGCUCCCAUCGUCGGUGACCCCCUGAUGCACAAGCUGGCGGCGAUAGUGUCGCCGAUGAAGUCCUCGUUCAUCGUGGCCCACCUCAGACCGAGAGAGUUCGUUACCCAGAUGCAGGAGCGGCGUGCAAAGGAGAAGGCGAUCGAAGCAGCCAAGAAGACGGUGUCGACGGCGGUGAGCGAGAAGAGGAAACCGGACCCCGAGAUGGCGAAGCUGGCGGAGCAGGCCAUCGCCAAAGACGAGACGGAGGAGGGGCAGUCUAGCCAGGAGUGCGAGGUGCUGGACACGAGACAGACCUUCCUCAACCUGUGCCAGGGGAACCACUACCAGUUCGACAUGCUCAGACGAGGGAAGCACUCUUCGAUGAUGGUGCUGUACCACCUGUGCAACCCGGACGUGCCCAAGUUCCUGUCGACGUGCUCGAACUGCUACAAGGAGAUCCACUCAGGGGACCGGUAUCACUGUGAGGUCUGCACGGACUUCGACCUCUGCAAGGAGUGCUACAAGGCGGUGCCGCACCCCCACCCCCUCAAGCCCAUCCCGGUGCGCCCGGCGGCGCAGCAGCAGAAGCACCUCAGCCCCGCGCAGCGAGAGGAGCGGCAGAGGCACAUCAAGCUGCACAUGCAGCUGCUCCAGCACGCUUCGACGUGCGAGGAUCGAAACUGCCAGUCCAAGAACUGCUCACGGAUGAAGAACCUCUUGACGCACGGGGCGAGCUGCACCAUCCGGGCCCAGGGCGGCUGCGGCGUGUGCAAGCGCAUUUGGGCUCUUCUGCAGAUUCACGCGAGGCAGUGCAAGAAGGAUCGAUGCUCCGUGCCGAAGUGUCGGCAGCUGCGGCAGCACAUGCGCUUCCUGCGAGAGCAGCAGCAGGCCAUGGACGACCGGCGAAGGCAGGCGAUGAACGAGUGGUCUCGGAACAGACAGGAGGGAAGCGGCAGCUAGCCUUAGCCCCUCGAUGCGAUCGAUCAAUCGACACCCACCCCUCAGUUCUACACAUCCGCCGUUCCUUUCCAGUGGGUCAGCUAGCUAGCCGGCUUGCCUUGAACUCGCCCGAGCUUGGACUGGCCCGAUUUUGACGUGGCGCUGUUUAGAUAGGGUGGUACAUAGGGAUUUAUUGUCUGUGGCAUGUCUACCUGAUGACAGGAGGAAGUCAAUAUGGAGACAGGGGGAAAGGAGGGGGGGACCAGAAACAGUCGGUUCUGGUUUUGCCUCCCUCCCUCCCUGCACACUCCACACUCCUCGGGCUCUAGCUUGGUGUGUGUGUUUGAGUGUGUGUGUGUUGUUUUUUGCC